GUCUGGCAAAGAUAUCUUCCGAGUAAACAAAUCACAAUGACACAACUCACGUGUCUCAACCAUACCAAAAAUUAUUCAAUAGAGUCCUUAAAGUUUCCACCAUAGUCAAUAUAAAAUCUCUCUCGCUCACUCUGACACACACACACACACCUAUCAAACCAAUCUUAUCGUAUCUCACCGACCAAACCAAUCAUGGAUUCCGAGAUCGCCCUCGACUUCUCUCCGGUGCUCAAAAUCUACAAGAGUGGCCGCAUCGAGCGACUCAUGGGCGAAACCACCGUCCCACCUUCUUCCGAGCCACAAAACGGUGUCGUUUCCAAAGACGUCCUUUAUUCUCCCGACAACAACCUCUCCGUCCGCAUUUACCUCCCGGAGAAAGCCGCCGAGAACGGUGAGAAACUCCCUCUCCUCGUUUACUUCCACGGCGGAGGGUUCAUCAUCGAAACAGCUUUCUCCCCGACCUACCACAGUUUCCUCACGGCGGCUGUCUCUGCAUCGGACUGUGUGGCGGUCUCUGUUGAUUACCGGCGUGCACCGGAGCAUCCUAUUUCGGUCCCGUUCGAUGAUUCUUGGACAGCUCUCAAAUGGGUCUUCACCCAUAUCGCCGGAUCUGGUCAGGAAGAUUGGUUAGACAAACACGCUGAUUUCAGCAAAGUGGUCCUCUCCGGAGACAGCGCCGGAGCGAACAUAGUGCAUCACAUGGCGAUGAGAGCUGGGAAAGAGAAACUGAGUCCUGACUUGAACGAUACAGGGAUCUCUGGAAUCAUCUUGGUUCACCCUUACUUCUGGUCAAAACAACCAAUCGACGACAAGGACACCAAGGAUGAGACGUUGAGGAUGAAGGUCGAGUCGUUUUGGAAGAUGGCUAAUCCCGAUAGCAAAGAUGGACCAGAUGACCCGUUGCUCAACGUGGUGCAGUCAGAGUCGGUGGAUUUGUCCGGGUUGGGUUGUGGUAAGGUUUUGGUAAUGGUUGCUGAGAAAGACGCGUUGGCCAGGCAAGGUUGGGGUUACGCGGCAAAGCUUGAGAAGAGCUGUUGGAAAGGAGAGGUUGAGGUGUUGGAGAGUGAAGGAGAAGACCAUGUUUUCCAUUUGAUGAAACCUACUUGUGACAAAGCUAUUGAAGCCAUGCAUAAAUUCUCAGCGUUUUUUAAGGGAGACAAGUAGUACUGUUUGGUGCUCUAUAAUGAAUAAUUUGGUAUUGUUUCGUUCUGUCACUCAAUUUCUGUAAUGAAUGUUUCAGUGAUCAAGCAUUUCAGCUACAACAACACAAUAAACAUUUGGAAAUGGUUGAUGUUUCUUAAGAGAUGUUUAACUCUGUUU
Molecule: messenger RNA, 1320 nt
Organism: Capsella rubella
Lineage: Eukaryota; Viridiplantae; Streptophyta; Magnoliopsida; Brassicales; Brassicaceae
Product: probable carboxylesterase 12
Exons: 1
Coding region: 193-1164 (323 amino acids)
Molecular function (GO): hydrolase activity
Source: RefSeq, a predicted model, not a curated record